ACCUCUUUCUCUGCAUCAUGUAAUACUGCUUCUGUAGGGAUUAUAUCCCUUCACUUUGAUAGAUCACUGUAUGGGCUCUUAAUAAAUGAACAAAUGUGUUAAGCCCUAUAAUAACUAAGUAUAACUGUUUAUUCCUGCAUCUUACUGGUUACACCCUAUUAGCAGCACUUCAGAUCCAUUUAGUGAUAUAUGACCAAGAUAGAAGUGGGCUUUUUAUUUCAUGGGCACCCAUAUCUACUUAUUAUAGCUAUACAAAUAAUAUCAGGGUUGGACUGGGCUGGUGGGACACCGGGAAAAAAACAGGUGGGCCCUAGCUCUUGUGGGCCCUGCCGGCCCAGGUCCACUCCCUGUCUUGGACUUGUGCGUUCCACGCAGCCACUGAAGUAAUGCAACACGGCAUGCAAAUGCGCAGGGGAUGGCAAGGUCUGUCUUGCAAGGAAAAUGUGUGAAGUUGAGUUCACCACUCGUGUUUAUGUCAAGAUGCUUCUGCAUGCGGCACGCUAUCCUCACAGUACCGUGUGUGGGGCUCUCCUGGGUCACAAAUCACAUGGAUGUGUCACCCUGAGUGACUGUAUCCCAAUCUGUCACCUUUAUCUGCCUUUGUCUCUCAGUUUAGAAGUGGCUCUAACACAGAUCGAUUCAUGGAGUGCUCUCCAAGGACUGGUAAUUGCUGGUUAUUACCAAGCAAACUCUGGCCUGAGAGACACCAGCCUCAGUUGCGCUGCAAUCCGAUCAGCAUCCCACAUAGCUGAAUACCAAGAAGAUGCUGUAUUAAUAUUGCUGGAUAAUGAGCGUAUGACACUGAAUCCUGGAAUUCCCCCACUCACAGUGCUGCACCAAAACAGCAACAAGCAGUGGGUUCCCAAGGAGAAGACUUUGGUCAUGUGGGGUCACUGGGAAGAGACUCAAAGAAUCACCAGGCAGCUCAUGCAAGCUAAGGCUUACAACAAAUUAGUGGACUUUGACACUCAUCUUGAAGACAUUAGAGCUGACUGGACCAAUCAAGAACUAAAUGCUGAGAUAACACAUCUGGCAGCAGCUGCCAACGGCAGUGCAUAAACUCAGGACUUUUUGUUUUAGGAGUGUGUUACUGAGCUUCCAGUUUUUGGACAUAAGAGCAUACACCAAGUGUAUACCUAUAAAUGUAAAUAUACACUAUUUGUAUGUAUAUGGCUAGUUUAUUUAUACAGUUUUUAACCUGUGUAGGCAGCCAUAAAUGUGUGUGUAUUUGUGGUUGCCCAUAGAGCGUAUAUCUGCACUUAUUUAUUGCUCCUCAUAUCCUCUCAGUAUAUACAAACCUCCCUCUUAAGGGUAAUUUUUCUUUUCCUUUCAACCACAUCCUUUAUUUAGAUUAGAAAUUUAAGCAUUUAUCCAGACUUUAUUACAGAUUUGAAUUUAUACAUCA
Messenger RNA from Xenopus tropicalis (tropical clawed frog), 1405 nucleotides. RefSeq names its product ER membrane protein complex subunit 9 (gene emc9). Gene Ontology annotation, cellular component: EMC complex. Lineage: Eukaryota; Metazoa; Chordata; Amphibia; Anura; Pipidae. The transcript has 6 exons. The coding region runs from base 442 to 1059 and encodes 205 amino acids. The record is from RefSeq and is a predicted model, not a curated record.